UAGAGACUCUCAAUCGAAAAUAAAUUGACUCGAACCUGAACCAGAUGCCCAUAUGGGCCACCCUUCCAAAGAGCCCGAGGCUGGUUGGAAAAUGAGACGAUGAAAUAUACAAAACACAUACACAAAAAAAAAGAAGGGACACGUGAGAGAGAAUAAAUAUUACAGCAUAGCCAGAAUAUGAAAACACAGAGAAUUCUCAUUUUUAAGGCAUCGCAUGUUUUGCCUGAUUUCUCAACUCCUCCCUUUUCACCCUGUAACUGCACUCUCUAUACUCCUCUGUUUCACUCUCUUUCUCUCUCUUGAUUUUUGAAUUUUAGUAUUUUCUCUUCAAUCCCCUUUUCAAAAAGCUAGCAAAUUUAUUGAAUUUACCCAGAAAAAAAUCCCAUUUCUUGCAAAUUCUUGAUCACAUUUCUUGUAUCUGUAUUACCCAUUAAUGCAGAAUUGUUUGGGUUUUGAUUAAUUUCUGAAUUCUUGAAAUUCUUAUUGUAAAACCUCUGAAUUUUCGAAUAGAAAAGAAGAGGGGUUUAAUUAUUUGGGGUUAAUUUUUUGAGAAAUGCUUGAUUGGCUUUGUUUUGGGUGGAGGAAGAGGAGGAAUUACCAGGAAUUUAAUGGGGAGAAUUUAAAAUCUUUUAAAGACCCUGCUGUCCCUGAUCGUAAUUUGGAAGCCAAUAAACAAGAGCAGAAAGCCGAGGCAGAUUCCAAAGAGCAGUCUCUUGCUACAAAUGAUAUAGGAAAUGGUCGAAAUAAAGCUAGAGUGUUCAACUAUCAAGACCUUGCUACAGCAACAAGAAAUUUUCACCGAGAAACUUUCCUUGGGGAAGGUGGAUUUGGGUCUGUUUACAAGGGAAUACUUGAGAGCAACAGUGAGGUUAUUGCUGUAAAAAAACUCAAUCCAUCUGGUCUUCAAGGUGAAAAGGAGUUUUUAGUGGAGAUUCUCAUGCUUUCUCUUCUGCGCCACCCAAAUCUUGUAAAUAUGAUUGGUUAUUGUGCUGAGGGCACUCAGCGUCUCCUUGUCCUUGAAUUUAUGCCCAUGGGAUCCCUUGAAGCUCAUCUUCACGAUCUUCCACCUGACAAGGAGCCACUGGACUGGAAGACGAGAAUGAAAAUUGCAGCUGGUGCAGCUAAAGGAGUGGACUAUCUGCAUAAUGAAGCAAAACCAUCUGUUAUUUUUAGAGACUUAAAACCAUCUAAUAUUUUGCUGGAUAAUGAUUUCAAUCCAAAACUCUCUGAUUUUGGGCUUGCAAAAUUUGGUCCAGUUGGAGAUAAUUCUCAUGUCUCCACUAGAGUCAUGGGUACUCAUGGGUAUUGUGCUCCGGAGUAUUUUUUAACUGGUAAAUUAACACCACAGUCGGAUACAUUCAGUUUCGGGGUGGUCUUGUUGGAGCUUAUCAGUGGACGUAAAGCAGUUGAACCAACUCGUCAAGGUGGCAGAACUUCUCUUGUUGAUUGGGCACGUCCCCUAUUGAAAAAUCCCAAAAACUAUUUGCAGUUAGCAGAUCACCGGCUGAAAGGGCAAUUCUCUGUGUCUUCGCUGCACAAGGCUGUAGAGGUUGCAGCCAUGUGCCUGAGAGAGACAUCAACUGCUCGGCCUACCAUGCAUGAAGUUGCUCUUGCCAUGAGCUAUCUGACAACUAGGAAGCAUGUUCGUACUCGCAGUGAAUCUGAAGGAGUUUCUAUAGACAUUGGGCCUAGCCCUGGUGAAACAGCUAAAACAUUGAACCCCGAUGUAAAUAGAGAGCAGGCUGUAGCAGAGGCCAAAUUGUGGGGAGAGAAAUGGAGAGAGAAGAGACGACAAAGUACAGGUGGUGGCUCUGAUGGUGUAAGCAGUUGGGUUGCACAAAUGCACUAGGAAUCGUAGAAGUGGCUCAAGUUUGCAGGACGUGGUUGGAGAUAUUGUUUCUAGAGAUAUAGUUCAUCGUGAAUUUGCAAUACAGCGAUAACCAUGGCUAGAGUUGGCAUGGGUUUAUUAGCAAGUUGGCAUAUUGUUUUGAAGGGAAUUAGGGUGUUAGGAAUAGAAAAUGAUAAACUAGUUUAGCUCAGUUUUAUUAAAAAAAAAUACAUUGAAGGAAACUAGGAUUUAGGAUAGAAUAGCAAAUUCCAUGCCAUUGUCAACUGCAAUGCUUACUGAUGGAUUAUAAUUUUGUUAUAAUUUCUGUCCUUGUUGUGCACCGUGCAGGAAACUAUUGAAUGACCAUAUAUACUUCGUAUGAAACUUGAUAAAAUAACGAUAAUUUUGAUAUUU
Molecule: messenger RNA, 2242 nt
Organism: Chenopodium quinoa (quinoa)
Lineage: Eukaryota; Viridiplantae; Streptophyta; Magnoliopsida; Caryophyllales; Amaranthaceae
Product: probable serine/threonine-protein kinase PBL7
Exons: 6
Coding region: 554-1849 (431 amino acids)
Biological process (GO): protein phosphorylation
Molecular function (GO): ATP binding; protein kinase activity
Source: RefSeq, a predicted model, not a curated record